AUGUGCCAGCGAGCACAAGAUAAAGCAUUUUUAGAAGAAUAUACUACGAUUUUCCGGGAAUGGGAAAAAUUGAAUAUAAUUGAAAAGGUAACUGAUAAUAUUGAGACGGGGGACAGUACCACUACAAAAAUCAGACCUGUCUUUGACGCGUCAGCCCGAGAAAGUGGUAAAUGCUCUUUGAACGACCUUUUGUAUAAGGGUCCGAACUUACUAGAAAUAAUUCCAGACAUACUUGAUAGGUUUCGAAUUCAUCCAAUAGGAUUAUCUUCAGAUAUUGAGAAAGCAUUUCUGAUGCUAAGUAUAGCCCCUCAACAUAGAGAUUUCUUGCGGUUUUUUAUCCGUCCGAGAGUGAACAGAUUGUUUACCGACAUCGCAGAGUAG
This is a messenger RNA of Stegodyphus dumicola, 381 nucleotides long. RefSeq lists its product as uncharacterized. Lineage: Eukaryota; Metazoa; Arthropoda; Arachnida; Araneae; Eresidae. The record is from RefSeq and is a predicted model, not a curated record.